GAUUCUAAUUGCAAAGACUUGUAUAUAUUGUGCAAGUUGUAUGAAUAAGAAACAUACCUUCAGAAUCAAGAGCUUUGCAUCUCAUUAGUGGUAUCAGAGCCAUCAUCCCUCUCACGAGCUCGAUCAUGGCCACUCCUAAUAAUUCCCCAAACUCUGCUGCCUCAAAAACCUCCACAACUGCUGCUGUCACUGUCCUCAACUCAGGCCUAACCAACGGCCCACUUUCCUUCAACUCAGCCGCGUUUCCGGUGAAACUAACUCCCACAAAUUAUUUAUCUUGGAAGGCUCAAUUUACCUCUUUGCUUGCAGGUUAUGAACUUGAUGGCUAUCUUGAUGGCAGACAUCCCUGUCCAGUUGCAACAGCACCUGAAUACAGCUUAUGGGCACGCCAAGAUCAACUUCUGCGCCAUGCCCUCAUCACAUCCGUCUCGGAGAAUAUUACCCCAUACAUUGCUGCUGCUGCUACAGCCCAACAGGCGUGGGAAACCUUGGCCAAACUCUAUGCUAAUCGUUCCCGCACUCGGGUAAUCACAUUGAAGGAGCGACUUCAAAACAUGAAGCGUGCUGGGCGCUCCGUCUCGGAAUAUCUACGAGACCUGAAAACAGUUGCCGAUGAACUUGGAAUCGUGGAUCAACCAUUAACCGACGAUGAUCUCACGGUAUACAUCCUCAACGGGUUGGGAUCAGAAUUUAGAGAAAUUGCUGCGUCUCUCCGAGCUCGCGAUUCAUCUCUUUCCUUUGAUGAUUUGCAUGACCGACUUGUUGCUCAUGAAGAGAGGCUUCAUAGGGAAGACAAUCGAGUUGAUUUAACUCCAGCAACUGCUCACUUUGCUGCUGCCCCGAUGGCACCUCGCUCUGGUAUGCAUUCUUCCUCUUUUAUGGGUACCGGCGCCUCACAAAAUAGGAACUCUGUUUUUUUGCAGCCACCAAACCGUGGCAACAGGGGUGUCCAAAACUCCACCAACAGGACCUAUGGGAAUCGGAAGCGUGGCUUUGGACCCAGAUUCAAUAACAGACCUGGUAAUUUCGCGUGUCAGCUCUGUGGCCACACUGGGCACUUUGCUAAAAAUUGUCCAAAUUAUCGUGUGCAAGCCGUCAGUCCAAUGGCAAAUAUUGCCUCUUCCUUGGUCGCCUUCUCUGAUGACUGUCUCUUGGAUUCUGGGGCCAAUAAUCAUGUUACUACUGACUUGACCAACUUAGCACUUCAUUCUGAAUACAAUGGACCUGAUGAACUGCAAAUUGGCGAUGGUACAGGUUUGAAAAUCACCCAUGUGGGGCACUCCACGCUAUCCACUCCCACUUCUUCUUUACCUUUACGCAAUAUGGUCCAAGUAGUGUCCUCUCCGUUGCCCAAUGUCCCUACCGCCCCAUCUAUUCCCUCUGCACCUGCUAUCCCGAAUGCUCCUCCUCCCCUUCAACCGUCCGUCCUUCACCCUACAUGCCCCACAUCUUCUCCCACUUUAGCACAUGGGCCCUCCCACUCCUCAUCCCCAGCUCACCAUCCUUCGGCCACCUCUCCUGCCACUUCAUCCCAUACCGCCUCCCCAUCUUCCAUAAGCCGUGACAUGCAACCAUCUCCUCCACCAAGGCCCGAUCUUCCUAUCCUCAACCAUCCUACCCGGACCCAUCCCAUGACCACUCGCUCCCUCAACAAUAUCUUUAAACCUAAAGUGUUACAUCAAGCCUUAACCACCUCUCCCAUUGUGGCUAGUACGUGGGAACUGGUUCCACUUGCCCCUACACAGCAUUUGAUUGGUUGCAAGUGGGUAUUUCGUUUAAAGAGGACUAAAGAUGGUACCAUUGAGCGCCAUAAAGCUCGCCUUGUGGCUAAAGGCUUUCAUCAACGCCCAGAACAAUUAUUCAUGAAACAACCGGCUGGGUUUGUGGAUCAUAAUUUUCCUGAUCAUGUAUGUCGGCUCCGGAAAUCCAUUUAUGGCCUUAAACAAGCUCCUCGGGCUUGGUUUCAAGAGCUUAAGGACUUCAUCUUGUCGCAGGGCUUUACACACUCCCAAUCGGAUACUUCGCUUUUUAUUUAUCACAAAGCAUCUACCUGGAUCUAUUUUCUGGUGUACGUAGAUGAUAUUAUCAUUACUGGUAGUGACUCUACUGCCAUUCAUUCCCUGGUUCGUGUCAUGGGGGAUCGGUUUUCCAUUAAGGAUUUGGGCCACCUCAAUUUUUUUCUUGGCGUCGAGGCGAUUCCCACCAGUGGUGGUCUGUUCCUGUCACAGCAUCGGUAUAUUUCUGAUCUCUUACAUCGUUUUCACAUGCAGGAUGCCAAGCCUGUCUCCACCCCUCUCACCUCUACAUGCACUCUUCACCUUCACUCUGGCGAUCCUCUACUCGAUGGGUCUGAAUAUCGGCAGCUUCUGGGUUCCUUGCAAUAUCUGGCCAUGACGCGUCCUGAUCUUUCUUUCGCUGUCAACCGGCUGUCUUAGUUCAUGCAUCAACCUACCACUGUCCAUUGGCAGGCUGCUAAGCGGGUGUUGCGUUAUCUGCGGGGUACAUGCUUCCAUGGGCUUCUGCUCCGCCCUCAACCCUCAU
This is a messenger RNA of Rubroshorea leprosula, 2541 nucleotides long. NCBI's taxonomy places the organism in Eukaryota, Viridiplantae, Streptophyta, Magnoliopsida, Malvales, Dipterocarpaceae. The record is from the annotation of a GenBank genome assembly.